AUGUCGUUUUGGCCUUUAACCUCCAAAGCCCCAACACCCUUAUCUCGCCUCUUUAACCUUCUCCUCAUGGUCCUCUGCUUUCUCUGUAUAUUCUUCUUCAUUGCAUCUCUUUCCAUUCUCUAUAUUUCUUCUUCUUCUUCUUCUUCUUCGCUUAAAUCACUGUUAAGGCCUGCGACAUCACUACCCGCCAUCUCAACUCCAACCUCUCUCGACCAUAUCGUCUUCAGCAUUGCUUCCUCUGCCAAUUCCUGGCCUAAACGCAAGGACUAUGUACACCUGUGGUGGAAGCCACAUCAAAUGCGUGGCUGUGUAUUCCUUGACACAAUGCCAUCAGAGAAGAAUACUUCUAAUGAUAAGCUUCUUCCUCCUAUAUGCAUCUCUGAGGAUACAUCACAGUUCCGAUACACUAACAAGUAUGGGUAUCGAUCAGCAAUCCGUGGGGCACGGGUUGUGUUGGAGACUGUUGCUCUCAAUCACUCCAAUGUCCGAUGGUUUGUCUUUGGGGACGACGACACAGUGUUCUUUGCUGAUAAUUUGGUGAAGACAUUGUCGAAGUAUGACCAUAAUUUGUGGUUUUAUGUUGGGAGCAGUUCGGAGAGCUUCGAGCAGAAUUCUGAGAAUUUUUUCGAUAUGGCAUUUGGUGGUGGAGGUUUCGCAAUUAGCUAUCCUCUUGCAAGAAUUUUAGCAAACACUAUGGACUCAUGUUUGGUUCGGUACCCACAUCUCUUUGGAAGUGAUUCAAGGAUUUUCUCUUGCUUGACUGAGCUCGGCGUUGGAUUAACCCAUGAACCAGGGUUUCAUCAGGUUGACAUAAGAGGAGAUGCCUUUGGAUUGCUAGCAGCUCAUCCAUUAACACCAUUGUUGUCUCUUCACCAUUUUGAUUCUGUAGAGCCAAUCUUUCCCAACAUGACUCGUCUGCAAGCUUUACAAAACUUAUUUGAGGCCGUAAAAUUCGAUCCUGCAAGGGUUCUACAACGGACUGUUUGCUAUGAUCGUUGGUAUUCAUGGACCAUUUCCAUCUCAUGGGGAUAUGCUGUUCAGGUAAUUGAAGCCUAUAAGCUUCUUCCUGACCUUCUUCCUGUGGAGAAGACAUUUAAGCCAUGGAGGAUAAAAGAGAAAAUAUAUUCCAAUUUGUAUAAGUUUACCACCAGGGAGCUUCACAUAGACCCAUGUAACAGACCCACCAUUUUCUUUCUGGAAAGCAUAUCUUUUGAUGGAAAGAGGAUAAAGAGCAGUUACAGGAAAGUGAUUUCUGAAGAUUGCUUAAAGAGAAAGGGUCCAUGGAUCUUGAGAUUGGAAUAUAUCAGAGUGUUCUCAAAAAAGAUGGAUCUUGAUAUUAAACAGUUGCAGGCUCCAAGACGCCAUUGUUGUGAUGUCUUGUCUUCUUCCAAUCGCAGUGUGAUGGAUAUUGGUAUCAGAGAAUGCAGAGAGGAAGAACAAAUAUUCAUGCAUCUAUAGAAUUGCUUCAGAAUUAAUGAAUGCCCUUGAAGGUUGAACUGAAUACAUUGAAGGAAGCUGAUCAACAUGAACUUAAUAAGGUUUACAUUUCGAAAGAUGGGUUCAGAUUGAACUGGAGAUUGAUAGUCCUUGAUGAUUUUUGAAAUAACCAGUUUCUCU
Telopea speciosissima is the source of this 1617-nucleotide messenger RNA. RefSeq lists its product as uncharacterized. Gene Ontology annotation, molecular function: acetylglucosaminyltransferase activity. Lineage: Eukaryota; Viridiplantae; Streptophyta; Magnoliopsida; Proteales; Proteaceae. The transcript is spliced from 4 exons. The record is from RefSeq and is a predicted model, not a curated record. Bases 1 to 1458 code for a protein of 485 amino acids.